AUGCUGGGGGUAUUCACAGGUGACACAAGAAGGAGGAAAAUGAAUCUAGGGACCAGAUCCCGUACAACUAAGGAUGAUCUGAUUAAAAAAGCACAACAGGAGCGUGAAAGAAGAGCUUGUGACCGGGCUUUUGAAAACGCAGCAAGACGUAUCCAACGUGAGAUCAAAAAGUACCUAGCAUGCAGAACAUUAUUCUGUAAAGAUGUUAUUAAAAUGACUACCAAUCAGUAUUCGAGGUUGAUACCUGCGUAUGGUAAUAAACUUUUACAAUAUCAAGAUAAAGACACUUUUAGAAUGCUACUAAAGAAAUCAAGGGAUUACAUUAAUGAUGUGGCUCCAGCGGACCUCGUAGCGACUCGUGUAGUGAAUUUACUAACAAGCUAUGAAGAUGAUUCAUUGUUUGUACCAACGGUAGGAUUACUCGAUUCCUGUCAUCUUUCUUCGUUUAAUACAGUCAUAACGAAUGGCCUUUUACCAUUUUUAAAUAAUACGAAGGAUCUUUCAUCUGAAUCUAUUGACAAGAUUUGUCAAAUCCUUCUAGAUUGGGAUCAAACAAGUCAUUUUAAUGGUAAUGAAACGUUGGAUUUAACUCGUAUUUAUGAACUUCCCACUCGUGAGAUGCAGAAGUCAUCAAUGACUGAUUUAUAUACAAAAUUAUUUCAGCGUAAUUUAAGACCUUCACUUUAUGUGGAAAAGGAAUCCAAUAUAGUAAACAUCUUUGAUAAUUUAUGCCGUAUCUUUCAUUUCCACAUGGCAACUUCAGGAGAACGAAUGACUGUCAUCCCAUAUCUUCUAGCAUAUGUUCCGGAUAUCAAAAAGAUCAGAUUGAAUGAUAAUGUUAGUGAUGCUGAUUCAGAUACUGAUAUGGAUGCUGAUCAUACUACUGAUAAUGAAAAAAGCAACGAUAUCAUAGAUAUAUUUUCCAAAGUAGUAAGUAACCCACACUUUCUUGAUGCUUUAAUGAAUCAAUUUUUAUCAUCCCUAUCGCCAUUGGUAAAGAAGGAGGAUAUGUACCUCGUACUCGAAAAGAUUAAACGGGUCAUUCAAAUAUGUGAUAAGAAUUAUUUGAAAUACACAGUGCUACUUAAUUUAUUAAGUAAAGGUAAUGAUACUAAAAUGUUAAUUAACAAUUUAUUCUAUGAGGAUGAUGAUUCAAGUUUGUAUCUGAUGAUUGAAUUCAUUAAUAUGCAUAUGAUCACAACAACAGAUUAUGAUCUAUUAAGUAAUAAUAACGAUGUCAUAACAAUAAGGAUGUUAUUUGAUUUCACAAAAUUUUUAAAACUAUCUGUUUUCAACGAUAUGUGGAAUAAUCAACAUCCAAAAAGAUCUGAUUGUUUUCAAAUUGGGUUAGAUUUAUUGAAUAAGAUCUAUUUAAGGGAUUCAAGAACAGGAUUUGUUACAAAGUUGUGGGAUGCUUGGUAUGAAAAGAAGACAGGGAGAAGGCCCACAGGGAAGGACUCAUUCUGGUGUGUUGGAGUUGAUGAGAAAUUCAUGCAUUUGAAAAUAUUCGAAGAAUUCUAUCGUUUUUCCGAAUUCUACACUAUGGGUUAUGAAAGAAUAGAAAUAGGAGAAUUAAAUACUUACCAUUACGAAGGUAUAAAGGAUAUACCAAGCUUAAAGAUGAAAUUAAUCUCUAAACGUCACCAAGGACAGAUAAAUCUUGAUCGAUUCCAAACUGCAGGUGACAGAAAGUUAGAAAUAUUAUUGUUAGCACCAUAUUUUGUACCGUUUGAAGAACGUAUUGAAUAUUUCCAUUUCAUUAUUGAGAAGGAGAAAGGUAAACUGCAGGCCCUUGCUGAUCAAACACCAUCACCGGGCCCAUACCAAUUGCAAUAUCCGUUUCUUCUUAAUAGACCUCAAUUUGGCGAUGAAGCAAGGACGUCUAGUAGUGGUAGUGGUAGGUAUAGCGGUAGACGAAGGGGUACCAUUUCUAGAGAUAGUAUUCUUGAGGAUGCUUAUAAUUCAUUUGGUGACAUCGGUGAAGGUAUGAAAAUGAAACUUGACGUUACAUUUGUUAAUGAAUUUGGACCUGAAGCGGGUAUUGAUGGGGGUGGUAUUACCAAGGAAAUGUUAACUUGUGUAACUGAUGAAGGUUUUAAAGACCCCGAAAAAGAAUUAUUUCAAACAACCGGCACUUAUAAAUUAUAUCCUAUGAUAGCGAAGAAUGGUAUAACAAGAGAAAAGGGUAAAUAUUUUGAGUUUAUGGGUGCAAUAUUGGGGAAGUGUUUAUAUGAUCAUGUUUUAAUUGAUGUCCAAUUUGCAAAUUUUUUCUUACAAAAAUUAUUAAAUUGUUCAAAUAAUUUCCUUGUUGGAUUUGAUGAUUUAGUUGAUUUAGAUCCUGUUUUGUACAGGAAUUUAUUGAAAUUAGUUUCCAUGUCUGCGACGGAGUUAAAGGAAUUGGACUUGAACUUUGAAAUUACUUCGGCAACUGGAGAUGGUACAGUGGAAUUGAUACCCAACGGGGCCAAUGUUAAAGUUAGCAAAGAGAAUGUUCUAUUAUAUUUGACAAAAGUUAGUGACUAUAAAUUGAAUAUUAGCAUAGCGAUACAGACACAACGGUUCCACGAUGGGUUAAUGUCUAUAAUCAAGCCGUUAUGGAUGGAACUUUUCAACGCUAGAGAAUUACAGAUGUUAAUAUCUGGGGCGGGGAAAGAUAUUGAUUUGAAGAAUCUGAAAGAGAAUACUGUAUACGGUGGAUAUGUGGAAACAGAUCUCACAAUAAGAUAUUUCUGGGAGAUUCUUGAAGAAUUUACAACUGAACAAAGAUUCGAAUUUGUUAAAUUUGUUACCUCAGUUCCACAGGCGCCACUCAGAGGAUUCCAAACGUUAGAACCCCUGUUUGGUAUACGUAAUGCGGGUUCAGGGGAUCUUGGUCGAUUACCCACGGCGUCUACUUGUGUUAACUUAUUAAAACUACCAGAUUAUCAGAACAAAACUAUUUUAAAAGAAAAAUUACUGUAUGCCAUCGAAGCUGGUGCUGGAUUUGACUUGUCAUAA
This is a messenger RNA of Naumovozyma dairenensis CBS 421, 2997 nucleotides long. It is a transcript of the gene HUL5, whose product is annotated as ubiquitin-ubiquitin ligase HUL5. The transcript has a single exon. Bases 1 to 2997 code for a protein of 998 amino acids. Gene Ontology annotation, molecular function: ubiquitin protein ligase activity. Lineage: Eukaryota; Fungi; Ascomycota; Saccharomycetes; Saccharomycetales; Saccharomycetaceae. Gene Ontology annotation, biological process: ubiquitin-dependent protein catabolic process; protein polyubiquitination. The record is from RefSeq and is a predicted model, not a curated record.